UUAUAAUCUUUGAUUAUAUUUCGGAUUUUUCUAAUCCGGCCCAAGCGUAUUUUUAUUGGGCUUUUUUAAAAUUUGAACAGCCCAUUUUCUGGAACACGAACUUCUCCUUUCAUGAACAAAAAGCCCAAAUGGCGGCCCAAAUUGUAACAUCGUCAGGCCCAUUCCACACGCAAAAACUGCCCGUUUGUCAAAAUAUCGUCUCCUGCUGACUGUACUUGUCCCCGCUCUCGGUUCUUUCCCGCCUCUGCUGCCGCCAUUUACGCUUCUGCAGCUCGCCGUCCGGCGAGUAAUCUCCGAUCAAACUCCGAUUUAGAAUGUAAGUCUUAAGCUCUUCGAAGCUGCGCCUCCUUCCAAUGUUUGUUAAUGUGCGUCGCCUGCACAGCUCUCUUAAGGUACACUGGCCUUCUUCUCUGUGCCCAUCCCAAACCCUAAUCCCCAAAUUGUCAGACGAGUACUGUUCUUCGUCUUCGCAUUCGGAUACUCAUGAUUUUGAUUACUUAGCUCAAUUUUUGCCAUGUAAGGAUGGUGCUUUGAAAUUGAUCUCGCUGAGUUACGUGACUAAAAAUGACCGGCGUAUGGUCACCGUUGCGUUAUCAAAAGCGAUUAAGCUGUAUCAGGGAUACGCAUUGAAGGGAUUUUCGAGAACUUUCUGCCCGUUUUUAUUGGUUAAGAUUAUGAAAUUGUUUGAAUGCCGGGAAACCGCGUUUGCGUUCUUCAAACUAGCAUUUAAGGAUGAUUCUGAAGAGACUGUUAGGUCUUGCUUUAUAGUGGCGCGUCUCUUAGCAGCUGAACGACUUCGUUCUCUCGCACAAGAUAUUGUUUCGUGGAUAGUUGCAAGAGUUGGUCCGGGAAGGUGUAGCAAUUUGGCGGCGUUUAUGUGGGAAGGUCACUGUGAUUACGAGUCUGACUUUUCAGUUUUGAACACUCUUAUGCGGGCGUUUAUGAAGUCAGAAAUGCAUUUGGAGGCGUUAGAAAUAUUGAGUAAGAUGCGGGAGGUGGGAGUGAUACCAAGUGUGUCGGCCAUUUCGAUUCUUUUCAGCCUUCUGCUUAGAGUUGGUGAUUAUGGUGCUGUAUGGAAAUUGUUUAGAGACGUAGUUCGAAAGGGACCUCGCCCAAAUAAUUAUAUGUUUAACGUAAUGAUUCGUGGGUUUUGUAGAAAAGGUUGUAGUAGGAUUGGAGAAGGUCUAUUGCAUGUAAUGAGAAAAUUUAGGUGUGAACCAGAUGUUUAUGCAUAUAAUAUGUUGAUAAAUGCAAAUUGUUUAGAAGGGCAGUCAUCAGAUGCACUUCAUUGGGUGAAUUUGAUGAUUGCAAAUGGAUGUAAACCUAGUACUGUUACAUUCAGUACCGUCAUCAAUGCCUUCUGCAAGGAGGGAAAUGUGGAGUUAGCUAGGAAGAUUUUUGAUGAAAUUGAAGAUAUGGGUCUUUCUCAAAAUACUAUUGUCUAUAAUAGCAUGAUAAGUGGGUAUGUCAAGGCAAGAGACAUUGGCCAAGCAAACUUGCUAUUUGAAGAAAUGAGGACCAAGGCUAUAGUUCCAGAUGGCAUUACUUUUAAUAUAUUGGUUGCAGGCCAUUACAGAUAUGGAAAGGAGGAGGAUGGGGAUAGAUUAUUAAGGGAUUUAUCUGUAUCUGGGUUGCUUCCCGAUUCUUCACUAUGUGAUGUAAUUAUCGCAGGGCUGUGCUGGGCAGGUAGAUAUGAUGAAGCCAUGAAGUUUUUAGAGGAUUUACUUGAGAAAGGAAUUCCGCCAAGUGUGGUUGCUUUUAAUUCUGUUAUUGCAGCAUACAGCCAUGUAGGUUUAGAAGGGAGGGCAUUUUAUGCCUAUGGUACAAUGGCAAAAUUUGGUCUAACUCCUUCAUCUUCCACAUGUAGCUCCUUGCUUAUCAGCUUAGCUAGGAAGGGGAGCCUUGAUGAAGCAAGGAUAGUUUUAUAUGACAUGAUAGAGAAAGGAUUCCCUAUCAAUAACAUGGCUUUUACAGUUCUUUUGGAUGGGUACUUCAGGAUAGGGGAUGUUAAUACGGCUGAAAGUCUGUGGAAUGAGAUGAAGUGUAGGGGGGUGUUCCCAGAUGCUGUUGCUUUUGCAGCUUUUAUUAAUGGGUUCUGUAUAUCUGGUUUUAUGGAGGAUGCUUAUGAUGUAUUCUCUGAGAUGUUAAGAAAAGGGUUCGUGCCAAAUAAUUUUGUGUACAAUUCCUUGAUUGGUGGAUUCUGUAAAGUGGGAAAACUAAAUGAAGCCCUGAAGUUGGAGAGAGAAAUGACGAAAAGGGGCCUUCUUCCAGAUAUUUUUACAACGAAUAUGAUAAUUGGUGGGUUAUGCAAACAAGGUAGGAUGAAGUUAGCAUUUGAGACAUUCAUGGACAUGUAUAGGGUUGGUUUAUCUCCUGAUAUUGUUACUUACAACACAUUGAUUGAUGGUUACUGUAAAUCAUUUGACAUGGGUGGUGCAGAUGAUUUAGUGAAGAAAAUGUCAGAUAGUGGGUGGCAACCUGAUAUCAUGACAUAUAAUAUCCGGAUCCAUGGUUUCUGCACUACCUGGAAAAUCAACCGGGCUGUGAUGAUACUGGAGGAGCUUAUCGCAGCAGGCAUUGUUCCGAAUACUGUAACAUACAAUACUAUGGUUAAUGCUGUUUGUAAUGUCAUCCUGGAUCAUGCUAUGGUUUUAACUGCAAAAUUGCUUAAGAUGGCGUUUGUUCCAAACACCGUGACAGCAAAUGUAUUAUUGUCUCAAUUUUGUAAGCAAGGGAUGCCAGAGAAAGCCAUAUUUUGGGGUCAGAAGUUGAGUGAGAUUCAUGUUGAUUUUGAUGAAACGACUUAUAAAAUAAUGAACUGGGCCAACCGUAUUAUACAAGAAGGUGGUGAGGUUAUAAAUACAUCAUAUGAGAAAAGCGUCUUUAUGGAUUUCCUCAUGUAUAUUACUUAUGAUUAUUUUUGUAGAACUAAACCUUCAAGAGAAGAAGACGAGAACUCAACUUUUGAAACUAGUUUCAGUCGGUUCAAUAGGUUGAUUGAAGUAUAAACUUUUAUCUCUAAUUCUAUUCUUUCAGGAGGGUCACCUAGCAUAAUGAUUAUUCCAGAAAUGCAUUGUCAGGGAAUGUAUUUACUAUUAUUUUGCUGGGAGCAGCAGUAGGAUUUUUGAUGAUUCCAUUUACUUCACUUCUUCUUGCUUGCAUGCAUAAGGUAGGUGGGGAUUCAGAUAUCAAGGAAAUCUGGUGGUCUGCGGUCCUCUAAAUUAUAGAUGUGUUCUACCUAGAUGUAAAAUGUACUGAUAGAAAGCUCAACUAGCUGCGGCCUCUCCUGUUGGUUUGCACAUAUUUAUCAUGAUUAAACAAAAAUCAGGGAGUGCCUAACGUUCUUAAGGCCAAUAAUGAAAAUAGAAAGAAUCAGAACCCGAUCAGGGUGUAUGAUGGUUGAACUAUAAAAUUCAGAUUAUGCCAACUUUUGUGCCCUUAGUUGAGAUGGUUUGGUCAAGGAUUUACAAGGCUUGGAACAUUACAUUGUUUGAGGAACUCUAAAUACUGUCAGACUGUAGGAUCAUUAAUAAGAGCAUUUUAGUGCACUGCGGCUCCUUAUGCAACAUUUUUGUAAUUUGAUAAUGGCACGUGAAUUUAUACAAACACUUGAAGUUGUAUUGCUAUUCCAGUAAAAUUAGACUUAAUGGAGCGUCAAGCCAAGAGUGAAAUCUGUUGUACUCAAAGUAGUUAGAGCAGCUGAACGACAAUUGAAUCAAGUUCGUCUGUCUGGAAGUUCCUGAUACAUCAACAAAGAGAAGAAUAUUCCGGGAGGAUUCAUCCUUUGAGGUAAGCCAAUCCCUGAGCUGCUCCGAGUGCUAUCAGCAGUCUCGUUUUCCAAGCGAGCGGUGG
Momordica charantia (bitter melon) is the source of this 3852-nucleotide messenger RNA. The record is from RefSeq and is a predicted model, not a curated record. Lineage: Eukaryota; Viridiplantae; Streptophyta; Magnoliopsida; Cucurbitales; Cucurbitaceae.